Chlorella variabilis is the source of this 1242-nucleotide messenger RNA. RefSeq lists its product as hypothetical. Lineage: Eukaryota; Viridiplantae; Chlorophyta; Trebouxiophyceae; Chlorellales; Chlorellaceae. Gene Ontology annotation, cellular component: SCF ubiquitin ligase complex. Gene Ontology annotation, molecular function: protein binding. Gene Ontology annotation, biological process: SCF-dependent proteasomal ubiquitin-dependent protein catabolic process. Bases 1 to 1242 code for a protein of 413 amino acids. The transcript is spliced from 4 exons. The record is from RefSeq and is a predicted model, not a curated record.
AUGGCAGCAGCGGCGUCUGGGGCGCCGGCGGCAGCGCCGCCGCCGCCGCCUGCCCCGCCGCCGCCGUCCGACGAGGGGCCACCCAGCAUCCUGUCCCUGCCAGCCGAGGUGGCGCAGCAAGUGUUUGCCAGCCUGUCAGCCGCCGACCUGGCAGCCUGCAUGGCCACAUGCCGCGCCUGGCGCGAGGCGGCCGCCUGCCCGCCGCUGUGGCAGUCGCUCGCCGCACGCCGGUGGCAGCACGGCGGCACGGUUGGGCAGCUGGGGGCGCUGAGGCGGGACGGUCGCUGGCUGGAGCUGUACCGCCAGCGCCGCCAGCUGGAUGCGCGGGCGCUGUCCCUGCUGAGCGCGCUGCAGUGGCCCAACCGGCAGCGUGCCACGCUUGAGCAGCUGCUGCAGCUGCAUUACCCCGACGUGCGAGACGUGCUGCUGGGGCUGGCGGGGGCUGACUGCAUCCCCACCGCAGCCGCCAACAAGGACUGGCCCGACGUCGCCGCCGCCGCGGCCGCCGCGCCCUGCCUCGCGCCUUACUGGGCCCUGCAAGCCCAGGAGGAGCUGCAUGUGCGCCACUGCGCGCAGCGCUUGAGGAGGCAGGCAGCCAUGGUGGAGGCGGCGGCGGCCGUGCUGGCCAGACGGGCGGAGCAGGCAGGCGAGCCGGCGGCGGGCCCUGCAGGGGAGCAGCCCACAGGUGCCGCGGCGCCGGCCGGGCAGCAGCCGCCUGGCGCCGCUGCUGCUGCUGGCUCUGCGGCGACAGGCGGCGAUGCGGCGGCGGAAGCGGCUGCCAUGCUUCGCCAGGAGUGGGAUCGCGGGGAGAGCGCCGCGGCGGGCCAGAGCCACGCCUCUGCCUGGGCCGGCGUGAUGCACGGCAAGGCCGACGAGCAGCUGCGCAUGCUGGUGGCGCUGGCGUUUGAGGAGGGGGCGCUGGCGCUGUCGGCGGUUCACCAGCACUUUGCAGAGCUGGCCUGGGUGAGGCAGGCGCUGGAUGCACUCGGGGUGGAGCUGCGCCACCGCAUGGAGGCUGAAGGCGUGCGCGGCGGGCUGCCCGCGCUGCGCCUGCUGAGCCAGCUGCUCUUUGGGCCGGGCCCGCCGCCACGCCACUACCACUUUGCCAGCAUCCCGCCACCAGACGGCCACGGGAUGGAGAUCACGGCAAGCGCUGGGCCCGCCUCCACGCCGCUCUGCCUGUUCAGAGCUGCUAGUCCUUUCUGCCGCUGUUGCCACGGGUACACCCGGUGCUGGUGCUGA